GGGCCGAGCCGGGCUGGGCCGAGAGGGAGGAUGAAGAAAGAGCAGGUGGUGCAUUGUCAGUUCUCCGUCUGGUACCCGCUCUUCCGCGCCGUCACCAUCCGCAGUGUUAUACUUCCCCUACCAGAUAAUGUGAAAGAAUAUUUGCUGGAUGAUGGAACUCUUGUGGUUUCUGGAAGAGAAGAUCCACCAAGUCAAGCUCAGGAGGGGACUGAUGAUGCAGAGGAAAUACAGUGGUCAGAUGAUGAGAAUACUGCAACUCUGAAGGCACCAGAAUUUCCUGAGUUUACAGCUAAAGUUCAAGAAGCAAUAAGUUCUUUGGGUGGUAGUGUUUUUCCUAAACUUAACUGGAGUGCUCCAAGGGAUGCCUACUGGAUAGCAAUGAACAGCUCUCUGAAAUGUAAAGCUCUCAGUGACAUUUUCCUCCUCUUCAAGAGUUCAGACUUCAUUACUCGUGACCUCACGCAGCCUUUUAUUCACUGUACAGAUGAUUCCCCUGAUCCUUCCUUGGACUAUGAGCUUGUUCUUCGCAAAUGGUGUGAACUAAUCCCUGGUGCAGAAUUCAGAUGCUUUGUCAAGGAAAACAAGCUCAUAGGUGUAUCACAGAGGGACUACACUCAAUACUACGAUCAUAUCUCUAAGCAACAUGAGGAGAUCUGUAGAUCAAUACAGGAGUUCUUCAAGAAACACAUACAGUAUAAAUUCUUGGAUGAAGACUUUGUUUUUGAUGUGUACAGAGACAGCAGGGGUAAGAUUUGGUUAAUAGAUUUUAACCCAUUUGGUGAAGUAACAGACUCCCUGCUGUUCACAUGGGAAGAACUGACCUCUGGGAAAAACUUGAAAGGAGACCAGAGUGAAGGGGAAGAAGCAGAACAGGACUAUCCAGUUUUCCGUUGUACGAAUAGUAAAGUUACUGUCCAGCCGAGUCCCUACCUGAGCUACAGGCUGCCAAAAGAUUUUGUGGAUCUUUCUACAGGAGAGGAUGUUCACAAGUUAAUUGACUUUCUUAAACUGAAAAGAAAUCAGCAGGAUGAUGACUGAUCAAGAAGCAUGACACUGAAUUACAAGCAAGAGAUGUGACAAAAGCUAUAUUUAGCAACACUAUUAAGCUAUUGUUUAAAGAAAACCUGCUUCUAUAGUCAAUGAAAGAUCUGAAGAGCUGUUCAUCCUGCGUGUCUGUUGGUUUAUAUAAAAGUGUAGAAAAGCUUUUCAUGGAAACAUGAAAGGUCAGGGUGAGUUCUCACUGGAUUCCAGGUUAAAUGCAGUUAUACCAUGGUGCAAGCAAGCAACAAUCUAAGUGCAACUGAACGACUGCUUCCCACCUCAUAAUGUGAAGAUUGAUGCCAUUGGACUCCUCAGUGAUAAAUAUGACAACAUUUAAUGUGUGUGCAGUUAGAAUAUCAAGUAUUGGCUGAAUUUAAGCACAGUCUUGCUUAAAAUACAGCAUAGUUAUAAGGAAAGAGAGGAAUGUAUGUUUAUUUCUGUAGUAACCUUUUAAAACUGUAAAUUGACUUUGUUUUGGGAGCACUUCUUAUCCUUUAUGUAGAAAAAGACAAGCAAAAAAAAGUAAAUAAGACUUUUUUUUUCCCUUUGUUAUGAGGGUUAAUACGUUAUUUCAGGGAACAGCCAUAGCUCUAGUAGACUAUUUAAGGUUGGAAAAUUUAGGAUUUUGGGAAUUUGCAAUUUAGAAUGCAUUUCAAGUCAAGUAAUAUUUUCACAGUGGCUAGAGCUGUGAAAUUUGAUAACUUCACCAAAUUUCAUUUAAUUUUCCUAGUAAAGCUGUCUUGAAACUUAUUUUUUAACAUGAUUACAUACUAGAUAUCAUCUGUGGCUUUAAUAUAAAUAGUUAAGCAAGAUACCAACCUGUAAUUUUAUAUGCCUACUCAAUCUUGUUUCUUUUAUAUCACAUCUCUGAGUUUCUUAAGAAAAUGAUUACUCUUUUAGCUCUUAAAAUUCUGUAUUUGUUUGGUUGUACUUCAUGUUUUUUUGUAUAAAAGGAAGCUUGGCUAAAUUUGGGGAAACAAGCUCUUGUUUGCUGUUAUUUGGGAGGUGGGGGGAGGACAGUUUUAGAUAAAGAACCAGCUAACUUGGAUUUCGAUGUCUGCAUGGCAUCAGUAGUUUGUUAACACUGUGCACAAUUUAUGUUGAAACAUAAGGACAUUUGGAGGUCCUUAUAGCCCCUGGAAACUGGUUCCUAUUUCAAACCAGUUAUGUGAUACUUUGUGUGUAUAUAUAAAGCUGUUCGUGUUUCUUUGC
This is a messenger RNA of Apus apus (common swift), 2253 nucleotides long. RefSeq names its product cell division cycle 123 (gene CDC123). NCBI's taxonomy places the organism in Eukaryota, Metazoa, Chordata, Aves, Apodiformes, Apodidae. Bases 31 to 1038 code for a protein of 335 amino acids. Gene Ontology annotation, cellular component: cytoplasm. The transcript has 13 exons. The record is from RefSeq and is a predicted model, not a curated record.